This is a messenger RNA of Capsella rubella, 419 nucleotides long. RefSeq lists its product as uncharacterized. The coding region runs from base 102 to 272 and encodes 56 amino acids. The transcript has a single exon. The record is from RefSeq and is a predicted model, not a curated record. NCBI's taxonomy places the organism in Eukaryota, Viridiplantae, Streptophyta, Magnoliopsida, Brassicales, Brassicaceae.
CUCUCCGAUCAAAUCACUCCAAUUCAAAACCCCUAAUAAAACAAUUCCGAUCUACGUUCGCACCGGAGUCUGAGGAGCUCGUGGCGGAGAAGAAGAAGAAGAUGGGAAUAAUAAGGAGCAGCUUCUCUUUCAUCUCAGGAACAGUGUGCGGGAUCUACAUCGCUCAGAACUACAACGUCCCUAACAUCAAAAAGCUUGGACACUGCGCCGUUUCAAUGGCCAAGCAACUAGAAGAAAAAUAUCGCAAACCCAAAAGCAGAGACGACGUUUGAGUUACUCCGGUGAAUUCGCCGUUCUUGUUACUUUUUUUUAUUUGUUUCUGCUUUUACUGUUUUGAGGGGAUUGUAAAAAAAUUCAUAGAAGAAAUUUGACAAUCAAAUUAAGAUUCUUUUUCUCAGAUUUUAACAAUUUUCAGCUGA